Messenger RNA from Dentiscutata heterogama, 408 nucleotides. Lineage: Eukaryota; Fungi; Glomeromycota; Glomeromycetes; Diversisporales; Gigasporaceae. The record is from the annotation of a GenBank genome assembly.
UUUGGUGUAAAAUCACGAUGUGUUACACUAGAAUUAACUGAAUAUUACAUGAAACGUGGUAUGUUUAAUAAUGAAAGAUUUGAAAAUACCCUUGAAGCAAUUUUAACAACAAAGUCACUUACAGAUUGUAUAGUAUUAAAGUUAACUUGGCACCAUGCGAGCAUCUUUUUUUCUGAAUGGGAUGGUUUCAAAAUCCAAGACACAAUCACCUCAAAACCAGUCAAUAAAUUAAACAUUGAAUUAAAUAGUAGAUUAGAUGGUCCCGGUCAUAGCAAAAUCAUGUGUAAUAAUAGUGAAACACCUAAUUAUGAUAAUUAUGAUAUUGAUAAUAAUUACAAUAGCAAUGACGAUUAUAGCAAUGAUGAAAAUGAGGAAAUAACAAAUGAAGAAUCUAUUAUCAGAGAAUAG